Molecule: messenger RNA, 1554 nt
Organism: Rhizoctonia solani
Lineage: Eukaryota; Fungi; Basidiomycota; Agaricomycetes; Cantharellales; Ceratobasidiaceae
Exons: 1
Coding region: 1-1554 (517 amino acids)
Molecular function (GO): protein binding
Source: RefSeq, a predicted model, not a curated record
AUGCUUCAGGCAGCUCGUAGACCCCAACUCGCACACACCAGGUUUUCUGCCUCCCCCAUCGUUUCACAUUAUGCAUAUCCCUUCACUCCAUUGCGUCGAAACUCAGGCACACCCUCGAAUGUGCCACAUACUCCUAGUUCCACUAGACCAACCACUGCCGAGAUAGAGAACUUUCAAAGCCAACAAGAGAACUACGCCCGCCCAACUGCAUUCGCAUUCUCGGUUUUCCACCGGAUUAUCAAAUACUCUUUGGGUGGACUUGGCUUGAUUGUUGCGAGCACCGCCCUAGGUCUUGAAGCCGCUCAUCAAUGGGUCGAGCAUGUGGAGCUUAGGCCAGAGCUCAAGGAAGAUUUCUUUGGUUGGGAGAGCGAACGGGAACACUGGUCAGGCGGAACACAGGGCGGAACCGACCCCCGACUUGGGUGGUGGGCUAGACGUGCUGUAAGGAGUGCUUGGGUGCCGCUCAACUGGGGAUCAGCGAGCUUUGAGGGAGUCAUCGGAACUGGCGAAGGCGAGCGCGGGGGAUUGAAUAUCUUCGAAAGGAAAUAUGCGGCAGCAGAGGGUUUCCUGCGUGGUGCUAUUGAAGCAGCCCAGAAGCGCAUUCCCGAGCCCAGCGAUCCUGCUAUCUUGGAACUGAUGAGCCUCCAUGCCGGUGUUGUGGAGCGUAUGGGAGGAAGGUCGAAUCUUGAAGCUGCACAAAUUGAAUGGCAAGCCCUUUUGGGCCUACUUCCUAAACAAGGAAACGAGGCCGCACGAGUGGCCAAACGAUUAGGGGACCUAAAUGCGCGACUGGGCGACAUGAACCUCGCUAUAGAGUCUUGGAAUCGGUCACUCGAGGCAGUCGGGUUCGUUUACCAGAGCAAAAUACCCACCAAUCCCUAUUCGCAGCGUCUCAUUUUUUCGACGCUUCUUUCUAUGUCAGGAAACUAUGCUCUACAAAGAGAACUCCAGCUCGCCAAGAAAACUGAAGAAACGGCCUUGUCGCUACUUGAACAACUCGCGCCGCCGUCGUUUUCACGAAUAACUAAAGAUACAGCGCCAGAGCAACUUCACAAAUUAUUCACUUCCCACCGCUCUGCAUUGUUUAUGAUACACAUGGCAGAAGUCCUGUGGGCACAAUCUCCUCGCAAGAAUUUGGCUACUUCUUUAGAGUACCUUUCUAAAGCGACAGAAAGAUCGGAACAGACAGCGCUGUUGCUAACAGGUACACCGCGCAUUCACCCAGAUGUUCCAUUAUCAUCUAUACCGCACCCCCCUGUUCCAAAUGCGAACCUUCUGAACGUCUUUGGGUCGUCGAAAACUUUGAAGCAGCCGGCUCGUUCGUUGCUGCGGGAUGCUAGAAGGUCUGCUGCUGAAGCAUGGAAUCUACGGGGGCUACUACUCGAAGGAGGAGCGGGCGAUAAAGAAGCACUCGAAUGCUUUGAACGUGCAUUGGAAUGGGCGGGCGGUCAAAACAAUAUUGAGGGUGAAGGUGAUGUUUUGGAACGAGACAGGCAUCAAAUUUGGAGAAACUGGACCAGGCUUCGAGAGAGAGUCCUAGCGCCCAAGCAAUAA